GCUGAAGUGAACGAGGAGGCAGAAAUGAGUAAGAAGGACAACGGUAAGAGCUGGCUUCAUGUCGCGGUGUGUUUUAACUUUAACAAGGAGCGACCCUCAUCCUCGCAUACCUGAACGAGAAGAACCGUCCCUACAGCACUCAGGAUAUCUUCUGCAAUCUACAGAAGCAACAUGGAUUCGGUAAAACGGCUGUGGUCAAAGCCAUGGAGCUGCUGGCUCUGGAAGGCAAGAUAAAGGAGAAGGCAUAUGGCAAGCAAAAGAUCUAUUUUGCUGAUCAGUCUCAGUUCAAAAAUGUGAACGAAGCAGACCUGAAGGAGAUGGACUGUCAGAUCUCACAGCUCAGUGCAGAGGUGCAGUCCCUCACCCAGAGCUGCAGGCAGCUCGAUGCAGAGCUGAAGGAGCUCAGCAGCUCCCUGACGACAGAGGAAAUGACGUCAGAGAUCAAGGAGCUGAAGGCGGAGUGUUCAGGGUACCGAGCGCGUUUGGAGAAGAUAAAGUCGGCCACAAAUCACGUCACACCGGAGGAGAAGGAGAAGGUUUACAGAGACCGUAAUGUUUACGUGAAAGAGUGGAAAAAGAGGAAGAGAUUGGCUUCCGACAUGAUGGAUUCAAUCCUGGAGGGGUAUCCCAAGAGCAAAAAGCAGUUCCUGGACGAGGUCGGAGUGGAGACCGAUGAGGACUCUAAGGUGGUUGUUCCGAGUACUUGAGAGGACGAGGACACACUUGUGUAUCCUCGUCGUCGAUGGAAGCCUCAGUGCUGAGUGUUGAUGAUACAUCGGAGCCACAGCACAUUCUUUAUUUAUGGCUUUUCUCUUGAACAAAAAGGUACAUCUUUAAUACAAGUUGAAUGGCAAAAACAACUUCCACUGUAAUUGAAAGUACAUUUAAACAAGACACAAACACUACAACGGGCAACACUGGCGGAUGUUUGUCACCUUUUAGGCAACUUUGGUUUAUCGUUUCACCUCCAACCUUUGAUGAAAAUGUCAAUGAUUAGUCAUGAUGGCUUUGAGAGCUGUUGUUUUAUGUUCAUUUACUGUUGUUCGUGACCUUCAGGUAUUAUAGGAGGGUUGACAUGUUUUCUUCCUUCUCUUGUUAAUCAUCCUUUAAAUCAUUCCGUGUUGCUUCAGAGUUAUUAAAACGUUCAUGACUUUUGAGGCUGAAGUGCAAACUGAACUCAUUAAAAGAUAUUUUACA
This is a messenger RNA of Cyclopterus lumpus (lumpfish), 1197 nucleotides long. It is a transcript of the gene psmc3ip, whose product is annotated as PSMC3 interacting protein. Gene Ontology annotation, biological process: meiotic joint molecule formation; homologous chromosome pairing at meiosis; meiotic strand invasion involved in reciprocal meiotic recombination. Gene Ontology annotation, molecular function: recombinase activator activity; double-stranded DNA binding. The transcript is spliced from 8 exons. Bases 204 to 707 code for a protein of 167 amino acids. The record is from RefSeq and is a predicted model, not a curated record. Lineage: Eukaryota; Metazoa; Chordata; Actinopteri; Perciformes; Cyclopteridae. Gene Ontology annotation, cellular component: DNA recombinase auxiliary factor complex; condensed nuclear chromosome.